Prorocentrum cordatum is the source of this 2471-nucleotide messenger RNA. The record is from the annotation of a GenBank genome assembly. Lineage: Eukaryota; Dinophyceae; Prorocentrales; Prorocentraceae.
GGGGGGGCCCGCGCGCGCGGCGCGCCCGGGCCGGCGCGCGCCGCGCGGCCGCCUCCAGGCUGUGCAAGCAGGCGUGGCCGUUGCCGGACAUGAUGGAGUUCAUGGGCACGAAGGACGUGCUUUUGCAAGGCGGCGAAGUUUUGCAUCGGCCUGGAGGGCGCCCUGGCGUACUGGUGUGACGGCGGCUGGCGAAAGCUGAUGUGCGUGUGUGCGUGUGCGUGUGCGUGCGUGCGUGCGUGUGCGUGUGUGUGUGUGUGUGUGUGUGUGUGUGUGUGUGCGUGCGCGACGCACUGACUUGCUACCCACGCGUGGCGUGGCGGAGUAUUGCCGAGAGCCUCAGGAAGACGGUGGCCGUGCAGCCUCGCGCUCGUCUUUGUGGCGAUCUGUUUCUCGGAGAUCUUCUUGGUCGGCGGGCAGUCGCAGCUUCUGAAGCUCACGGCGGAGGACGGGGCCUCCAGUGACGCGUUCGGCCUCACGGUGGCCGUGAGCUCUGACGGGUCCCGAGUGGUGGUGGGGGCCUACCUGGACGACGACCUGGGCCUCAGCUCCGGCUCCGCGUACGUGUUCGACGGGGCCACCGGCACGCAGCUGCUCAAGCUCCUGGCGGAGGACGGACGGGGCCUCCCUUUACACGUCCGGCCGCACGGUGGCCGUGAGCUCUGACGGGUCCCGAGUGGUGGUGGGGGCCUGGGACGACGACCUGUCCGGCGCCGCGUAUGUGUUCGAUGUGGCCACUGGCGCGCAGCUGCUCAAGCUCACGGCGGAAGACAUGGCCCCUGGGGACAGGUUCGGCCACGCGCUGGCCAUGAGCUCCGACUUGGCCCGGGUGGUGGUGACGACCGUCUUCGACACCGAUGUGGGCUCUGGCUCCAGCUCCGCGUACGUGUUCGAUGGGGCCACUGGCGCGCAGUUGCUCAAGCUGCUGGCAGAGGACGGGGUCGUCUCCGACAGCUUCAGCACCUCGGUGGCCAUGAGCUCCGACGGGGCCUGGGUGGUGGUGGGGGCCCCGCACGACGACGACCAGGGCGCCAGCUCCGGCUCCGCUUACGUGUUCGACGGGGCCUCUGGAGAGCAGCUGCUGCAGCUCCUGGCAGAGGACGGGGCCGCCGGGGAUCGCUUCAGCAAAUCAGUGGCCGUCAGCUCGGAUGGGGCCCGUGUGGUGGUGGGGGCACAUCUGGACAGCGACCGGGGCUAUGGCACCGGCUCCGCGUACGUGUUCGACCGGGCCACCGGGACGCAGCUGCUCAAGCUCACGGCGGAGGACGGGGCCACCGGGGACUUUUUCGGCGCCUCGGUGGCCCGUGAGCUCUGACGGGGCCCGUGUGGUUGUGGCGGCCGACGCGGACGAGGACCUGGGCGCCGACGCCGGCUCCGUGUACGUGUUCGACGGGGCCACCGGCAGCCAGCUGCUCAAGCUCUUGGCGGCGGACGGGGCCGCUGUAGACAGGUUCGGCAAAUCGUUGGCCGUGAGCUCCGACGGGGCCCGUGUGGUGGUGGGGGCCUACGCGGACGACGACCUGGGCCUCAGCUCCGGCUCCGUGUACGUGUUCGACACCUCGGUCCCCAGUACGACCAUAAUUGAAAGUAUUACCAGCGUUCCUUCUACCACGACUGGGACUGCGACCACCGAGAGCUUUACAACUGCGAGUUCGACGACCACAACUGUGAGUACAACCAGCGUUCCCUCUACCACGACUGGGGCUACGACUGCCGAGAGCUUUACAACUGCGAGUUCGACGACCACAACUGUGAGUACAACCAGCGUUCCCUCUACCACGACUGGGGCUACGACUGCCGAGAGCUUUACAACUGCGAGUUCGACCACUGCGGGCUUACGGGCGACGCCAGCACCGAAUUGCGCUUCUUUACAGUGGUUCGACGAGAGCAGGGGGCAGUGCGAGGCGUGCCCAGAGGGGAUGCAGCCGUCCAGCGAUAGAACGGAUUGCGAAGACGAGACCGUCUUGGGCAUGACGGAACUACAGCUCGCUAUGGUUGCGACUGUGGGCGGCCUCGCCGCCACCAUUUUUGCGGCAGUAUCAGCGUGGCAAGCGUCCCGUUGCCUGCGCGCGCGGGAGACCCGCCAUGCGCAGGAAGCAGUGGCAACUUAAUGUGUCCAGGGGUAUGCCAGCAAAGUCUGUGCACGUUUCCUCUCAUAGGUAUCAAUGUGUAUUGCCAUAUCGUAGAAUGGUGGUCGUGAGUCGUUUAUUCUGCGAUGCCUCCAGAAUCUGUUCGGGAUUUGUCCCGGCUCCGUCACAUUUUCCAUCAACCCUCUGAGGGGCGAUUUCCAUACAAAAAAAAGCGCCUCCAACCGGUCAAGAUGGACUGACAUCUGGAAAGCCGGUUUUGGUGUACGUCUAUACUUGUGUUCUUCCAACUCGGCCCUGAUGGGCGGUGGGCUGUCGCGGCCUCGACGCGCGGGAGUUCGUCUUUGCCCGCGCCGCGCCUGUCGCGCGCGUGACGUGCUGGCGUGG